Molecule: messenger RNA, 771 nt
Organism: Acanthosepion pharaonis
Lineage: Eukaryota; Metazoa; Mollusca; Cephalopoda; Sepiida; Sepiidae
Source: the annotation of a GenBank genome assembly
AUGGGCACAUGUAAAGACUUCCUACUCGUGUUUGACCCAAUUAUCUCUCUCUCUCUCUCUCUCUCUCUCUCUCUCUCUCUCUCCCUCUGUUCGAUUCCUUUCUCUAAGCACUUUAUUAUAACACUCUCUCUCUUUUUCCCUACUUACUCGCUCUUUUUUUUCUCCGGGUCCUUUUGCUUUCUCUUUAUUCUCUCUCUCUCUCUCUCUCUCUCUCUUACUCUCUCACUCUACCUUGCUUUUUCUCUCUGUUGUUUUUUUUUUCAUUCUGCCCCCCAUUACAGAUAUCAUGUUUUGAAAUCUAUACUCAGUUUAUACGGCGUCAAUUUGUCAAAUGUUUUCUGUUCCUGUUCCCCCUCGUGUGCUUCACAUAAUAACAGGAUGGUCAGCAAAGCCGACUGGCUGAGCAUAUGGUUUGGCAUCAGACAAAGCGAAAUUCAGUCAAUAACCUCCGUCCUUUGUUCCUUCCUUCCUUUUCAUUUCUUUCUUUUUCUUUUUCUCAAUCUUGGGUCUUCUGAAAAUUCGUCUGCUCUGGGAAUGAGACACGAUUUCAAAUUAACUUUAAAUUUAAAUAUUCUUUCUUUCUUUCUUUCAUUCAUUCUUUCUUUCUUUCUUUCCCUUUUUGUUUCUUUCUUUCCUUCUUUCUUUCCUUCUCUUUUUCUUUCAUUUUUUUUCCUUCUUUCUUUCCUUUUUCUUUCUUUCUUUCUUUCUUUCUUUCUUUCUCUCUUUUUUCCUUCUUUCUUUCUUUUCUCGUUAAUCUUAUUUUCUUUUUAG